This is a messenger RNA of Lethenteron reissneri (Far Eastern brook lamprey), 5252 nucleotides long. RefSeq lists its product as uncharacterized. NCBI's taxonomy places the organism in Eukaryota, Metazoa, Chordata, Hyperoartia, Petromyzontiformes, Petromyzontidae. Gene Ontology annotation, cellular component: nucleus. Gene Ontology annotation, biological process: regulation of DNA-templated transcription; regulation of cell cycle. The record is from RefSeq and is a predicted model, not a curated record.
GCUGGUGGUGGUGGUGGUGCUGGUGGUGGUGGUGGUGCUGGUGGUGGUGCUGCUGGUGGUGGUGCUGGUGGUGGUGGUGCUGGUGGUGGUGGUUGUUGUGGUGGUGCUGGUGGUUGUUGUUGUGGUGCUGGUGGUUGUUGUGGUGGUUGUUGUGGUGGUGCUGCUGGUGGUGCUGCAGCUGCUGGUGCUGCUGGUGGUGGUGCUGGUGGUUGUUGUGGUGCUGGUGGUGGUGCUGCUGGUGGUGGUGCUGGUGGUUGUUGUGGUGCUGGUGGUGGUGCUGCUGGUGGUGCUGCAGCAGCUGCUGGUUGUGGUGGAGGUGCUGGUGGUGGUGGUUGUGGUUGGAGUCGUCCGAGUCGUUAAUGGAGUAAAGUUGGCCAGAUCAAGUUUGACGCUCGAUGCCUAAACAAUCGAUGGUUCCAAGUACCUCGCUCCUGGCUCCGAGGGGACCCUGAGGGACCCCGGGAACCCCGUUGACGGGCGGUGGAGGUGGUGGAGCCGAGAGGACGAUGCACAGCUCGCUGGAGUUUGAGACGGAGCCGGUGCGCAAGUCGCCCAUGAUUCACGGCAAGGAGCAGACACGAGCCUCCAUGAUGCAGAUGGCUUCCAUGGGCAGCCACUCUCCCAGCAGCCCGCUGUCCCCGCUGGCCGAGGUGGCAGGUGCCGCCCCCCCCCUGCUCGCCGUGCUGGAGCCAGGGGGGGACGCCGACCUCCCAGGGGGCCUCUCCCUCUUCCCCAGCCUUGACAGUGUGGCCGGCAUGGCUGCCUCACACGAGCACGCCGACGGGGACCCUCCUAAUGAUCCGCCCGAGAAGACCAACAUGACGUGGCUGGAUGCAGCACAGCUGGUGCUGGAAGAGGCCGGGAAGCCUCUGCACAUCAAGGAAAUCAAGCAGCGCGUGCUGGAGGCCGGCCUUGUGCAGUCCAGCUCAAAGUCAAGCCUGGAGGCAGUGAUGUAUCGAGAGACACAGAAGGGAAGUCGAAGGUUCAAGCGGAUCGAGAACAGGAACGGGGUCUUUGCGCUACUGACGCAAGCCGAGCGGCAGCAGCAGCUCCUGCACUGCUACUCCGCCACCGCCGCCACGAGCGCCGGCAGGGCCUUCGCCCUUCCCUCGCACCGCGCCUCGUCCCCCUCCGCGGCGCCGGCCCGCCUGGCCCAAGCCUCGCCGGCACCCAACCCCCGCGGGGCGCCGUCCCCAUCGGCCUCCGCGUCGGCGUGCGUGACUGGCGGCGCCGGCGCCGUGGCGGUCUCGUCGUCCUCUCCUCGCGUGGCGCUGUCUCCCGGCCGAGGCCUGGGCGGACCGCCCCCCCUGGGCGGCGCGCGGGCUCCGCCGGGGGGCGGCGGAGGUGGCGCGGGGCUGGGGGCCGGCGCGGCGGCGUCUCGGCGCAGCAAGGCGCGCCGGCUGGCGCGACGGAACGCCGUGAGCGAGCGCUACCGCAUCAAGUACCAGCGCCUACGCCGCCUCGUGCGCACCACCAUCUUCGAGAACGCGGCGCUGUGUGACGAACUGGCGCGGGUGGAGGGAUGCCUCGCUGGAGCCAAGGAGCAGAGAAGGGUGCUGCUGAAGCGCUUCCUGCAGUACCAGGCUCUGUAUGAGGGCACCGACCCCGCAGCCUCGGCCUCCCCCACUGGGGUCACGGUGGGGGGCCUCGGGGCAGCCCCCCCAUCCGCUCACUCGCCCCCCACGACCGCCGGGCUUCCCCCAAGCGUCGCUACGACGGCAGCCGUCGCCCCGGCGCUGGAUGACCCCCCCGCGAAGAAACCCAAGCGGGUGAAGAAGGAGCGGACGAAGGAGAGGGGCAGGGAGGAUGACGAGAAGGGCUCGAAGGGGAAGGCCUCGAAGCGGAGGAAGGGCGGCGAGGGCCCCACGCGCCGCCUCGUGCAGCCGAUCCCGCUCGACCAAAUGGGCCGGCCAAUCUUCCCCAUCGCGCUCGGAGACCUGACCAUCUACAGCCUCGGAGAGAUCGUCACAGACCGGCCGGGCUUUCACGACGAGAGCCACAUCUACCCCGUGGGCUUCUGCAGCACGCGGACGGCGGGCAGCCUGCGCCACUGUGAGCUCACCUGCCUCUACACCUGCCAGAUCAAGGACGGGGGCUUCGGGCCCCAGUUCGAGAUAGUGCCGGAGGACGACCCCCAAAACCCGAUCGUGGCGUCGUCGGCGUCGGCGUGCUACGCCAACCUGAUGAGAGCCACACUCGCCGCACGAGGGAAGUCCGUUCCUGCCGUGAGCUCCUCCGGGCCGGAGUUCUUUGGCUUCUCUCACCCGUCCGUGCAGCACCUCAUCCAGAGCUGCCCCGGCGCACGCAAGUGCAGCAGCUAUAAGUGGGUGCGGUUCGAGGUGUGUCGGGCGAGCCCGGGGGCUCGGAGCUCUGGAAGCAGCCGCCCGGCGGGGGGCAUGCGGACCUUGGGGGUCCCCCCCCCACAGGAGAGGGAGGAGGGGGAGAUCACCACUCCUGUGGGCGCAAGCAUGCGGCUUCACGUGAGUGCAGAGGACUCCAUCAGCAGCCUGCGCUCGCUGCUGGCCACGGCGGGACACAGCACGGCCCUGCUGUGUAUGACUCCCUCGAGCCAGCCCCCCCCCCCUCCCCCCAGCGCCACCCUCCCUCCUCCUCCCCUCGGGUCUUCGCUCCGGCCAAGCCCAGCGAGUGAGCGGUCACCACGACGAUGGUGAGUGGGUGACAUCAACGCCCGCCUCGUCUGGACCCUCCUCCUCCUCACCUUGAGACUGGGGACGCAUUUGCGUCAGAGGACUCGCUCACCCGGGAGACGCACUCACUCGCUGUCUCACCUGGGGGAGACGCACCCACUCGCUGUCUCACCUGGGGGAGACGCACACACUUGCUGUCUCACCUGGGGGAGACGCACACACUCGCUGUCUCACCUGGGGGAGACGCACACACUCGCUGUCUCACCUGGGGGAGACGCACACACUCGCUGUCUCACCUGGGGGAGACGCACCCACUCGCUGUCUCACCUGAGGGAGACGCACCCACUCGCUGUCUCACCUGAGGGAGACGCACCCACUCGCCCGUCUCAUUCGGAGGUGCACCUGGAGACGCCUCGCCCGGACACACGUCACCUGGGGGAGACUCGCCCACCCGCCUGUCACGUGUUGUCCAAGCCUCUUCAUCCGUCUCACCUGGGAGACCCACCGGGAAGAUCCACUCACCAGCUCCCUCUCCGCCUGCUACCUGGAGGACCCUCUCUCUGUACACCCCCCCUGACACCCUCAGCAUCUCAGGUUUCCAUCUUGAAAGUUCUACACCGAGUCCCUAUUACCCCCGUCCUGACAGCGCUCUGGACUCGUGCUGGUGAAUGGGGUGAGGGACGGACACCCUGUGCACGCCGCAUUGUCUUUUAUUGCUGCGUACCGUGGGAAGCCGGCGCAUGCACACGGCGCCGCUGCCGGGAGCGGAGCGGCGGCUGCGAUCUCAGUUCCAGACGAGGGCGAUGUUGCGCGGGCACCGGUGCUGUCGCGAUAUGAUCGUUCACGAUACCAAACUUCAUGACAUGACGAUUACAAUAAAAACAAUUUAGAACGUACGCAUUUCACAAAGUCAAAUCUCCAGUCGGGACCGAGAGGUGCGCAGCCAGGCUCGGGUUCCUCGUACGCCAGAGGAAACGGAGGACCCCAUCCUUCAUACGUCUCUGAAUAGUGGCGCAGGACGAGACGCUGGCGCAGCACGAGACGCUGGCGCAUGCGCGCAGUGGGGUGCCAGGACAGGGUCGUGGCUUGGGGGACGGCGAGCGAGCAGAGGCCACCGUGGCAGGCGGUUGACCUGAGGCCUGUGUUUCCCAUAGCUCUGUAAUGAUUACUAUGCUCAUGUACCCAGGAAUGCCUUGGGAGGAGGGUCCUGCCAUGUUGUUGAGUGGGGGCGAUGUUGCUAUUUAAACCCAUUUGAAGUUCAUUUUUCAGCAAUGGGAUGUUUGUCCAAUACGAGUUACAUUCCAAGUGUUUUAGUUUGUAUUUCAGUAUUGUAUUGUUUGUGCUUUGAUGUACUUUAAGUAUCCACAGAUUACUUUAAGGUUCACUUCACAUAAUCCUGCCACGAGUCUUACAAUCAUUGCGACUUUACAACUGAUCUGGUGAGCAUACAACGCACGUGCUACCAGUUGCAACAAAAUAGUGAAUGAACGAUGAAACUAACCACAUAGCUGCCUGCACUAACUUCAGGAGUUGAUUUGGAAAGCACUAAUUUAAUGGGUAACACCUAUCACGAUGUUACAAAAAUAUAUAAUCAGGAUAAUAUUUAUUUUUAAAGGAAAUAGUGGUAUUCACAUUGGAAUGAGGAUGCAGUUAUCGUGGAUCUUAUAUCGUACGAUGUGUCAAAGUAUCGCCACAUGGAAACCCGAGCAAGUAAGCAUACUUGUGUGCACAAAGCUAUGCAGCCAGCAACAAGCGGCACUAUCGAAGUUGUAAUCGGUGAAGUUAGCAUGUUUAUUGAAUUGAGCAAGAUUAUUAUAAUGGUCAAGAGCUUCAGAAAGAGACGAUGGCAGGAAAUUCCAAAGUGGAGCAGCGCAAGGCAAGAAGCGGCGAGAGAAGCGUGACCGGCGGUGCGGGGAGCGAGUUGCUGUCGGUGGCAGUGGGGUGGGUAGGUGAGCACAGUGCGUAGGGGAUUCAACAGCUCGCUAACAGCACUUGCCCCAAGUCUGUUGAAGGUGACACGGGGUGGGAGGGGGGUCUUGUCUCAGUGGCAGCGGUUUGUUGUGAGCUCGGAUAUAAAGUAAAAUAACAUGGUUACAUUCGGUUAUAAUAUCGAUUUUUUUUUUGUCAGGUGAAAAACACUUCAUUUUUUUUGUUCCUGGGUAAUAAGUUUUAUUUCCUAAUUGCUUAUGCCUCAAAAGUACAGAAAAUGGCUAUUCCCACAAACUUUGCUUUUGUGCCUAGGACAGUGAUAUUUUGAAAUGUACCUAUUUUCCAGAACAUUCCAGACAGAUUCAGUGCUGAGUAAACUUGAAGUAACUUCUAGAACAUUCUAGAACGUUCCAGUAAUAUAAAUAGUAUAAAUACAGGGGCCUUAAGCCCACCAGUUCAGUUUAGUUCCAGCUGCCUAAGUGGAUACAUGUCUGCAUUUUUCUGAUAUGGUAUCGAGGGGCUGCAAGCAUCCGGCAGACGCUUUUGGCUGUCUACGGACAAUUUAUCAAGACAAGAAUGAGAAAGUGCUCUGUGGAAGCAUCUGCUGAGAUGUGCAAGGCCUCCAAUGCAUAUUUCGGCAUGCCUGUCGGGGAUCAAGACAAACCCUGGUCACCU